AUGUCGUCACAUUCUUCCUCCGUGUCGUCCAUAUCGUCCAUCGACAACAGGAUCGACGCCGAAAAUGCCCCUCAGGUGUAUGACCCUGAAGACGCCCAGUCGCAAAUCUCGGGGAACCUCUCCUCUACCCUCUCAAGGGCAGAAUCUCUUCGUAUGGUGAAGACAGAAACUUCAAAAUCUUUGAAAGAUAGAGGUCUCUCUCGUGCAGUCUCCAUUGCCGAUCCCGUCAGACCAAGUACUGUGGAAAACCCAAUAUUCCCAGAAGAAUAUACCCUGGAAACAGAAACAGGUUUGGUCCCCGUGCAAACCCUACGUGAAAUCGGUAGAUCUAGAGCAGCCACAAAGUCCCAAAUAUCAAGGACUUCCUCAAAGACUCCCACGAAAAUCCCCACACAAGUGCCUACUGAUGUAGAAUCCCUACAACCUCACGACGAAUCAACAAAACCUUUUGACCCGGAAAUCCAAUUUGUCACAUUCACCUUGAACGACCCAGAGAACCCUCAUAACUGGAAACCAAUUCUUAGGUGGACGUUCACCAUCGUCUUGUCCUUGAUGGUUGUCUGUGUCGCUUUUGGCUCCUCAAUUGUCACGGGAUCCUUGGGACCAAUGUCCGAAAAAUACCACGUCUCCACUGAAGUCUCCAUUCUCUCUUGUUCGUUGAUGGUGUUGGGAUUCUCCGUUGGACCUUUAUUAUGGUCCCCGUUAUCUGAACAAAUUGGUAGAAGGCCCGUUUACUUUAUCUCCUUUGGCCUUUACUUCAUCUUCAACAUCCCCUGCGCAGUCGCUCCAAACAUUGGUACCAUACUUGUCUGUAGGUUCCUUUGUGGUGUCUUUGCAGCAUCAGGGUUGGCCAACGUCGGAGGCUCCAUCUCAGAUAUGUUCCCCACCGAAACCAGAGGUAAGGCAAUCGCUUAUUUUGCAGCGGCUCCAUAUGGUGGUCCUGUCAUUGGCCCCCUAGUUGGUGGAUUCAUUAGUAGAUACGAUGGUCGUAUAUCACUCAUCUUCUGGGUCAACUUUGCCUUUGCGGGUUUGAUGUGGCUUGUUGGCUCCUUGAUUCCAGAAACUUAUGCACCAGUUAUCUUGAAGAAGAAAGCAAAGCGUUUAAGAAAGGAGACAGGUAAUGAGAAGAUCAUGACUGAACAGGAAGCAGCUGGCUUAUCCUUGAAAGAGUUGGUUCAAACGUGUCUAUACAGACCUCUAAAAUUCGCAAUUACAGAGCCAGUUCUUGACUUGAUGUGUUUCUACGUCUGUCUAAUUUAUUCCCUACUUUAUGCCUUCUUCUUUGCUUAUCCCGUUGUCUUUGGUGAACUAUACAACUAUGGUGAUGACUUAGUUGGCUUGGUUUUGAUUCCAAUUAUUAUCGGUGCAUUCUUGGCUUUGUUGACAACUCCAGUCAUUGAAAACGCUUAUGUGAAAAUGUGCCAUCGUAGAGAUCCUACUCCGGAAGAUAGGUUGGUUGGUGCAAUGAUUGGCUCUCCAUUUCCUGCGAUUGCCCUCUGGAUUUUGGGUGCUACAUCAGAGAAACACGUCAUUUGGGUCGGCCCGGCUUCUUCCGGCUUAGCGUUUGGUUACGGUAUGGUUCUAAUCUACUAUUCACUAAACAACUACAUUAUUGACACGUAUGCCAAAUAUGCAGCUUCCGCCUUGGCUACCAAAGUUUUCCUUAGAAGUGCUGGUGGUGCAGCAUUCCCAUUGUUUACCAUGCAGAUGUAUCACAAGUUGGGCCUACAUUGGGCAUCUUGGCUCUUGGCGUUUAUCACCACUGCAAUGGUUGCGCUACCAUUUGCCUUCUACAAGUGGGGAGCCCAGUUGAGAAAGAAAUUCUGCAAAGAAAAUUACAGUGCUUUCCCUUGGGAUGAUGAAGAAGAAAAUACAGAUUCAAGUAUUGAGAAAAAUUAA
Molecule: messenger RNA, 1899 nt
Organism: Pichia kudriavzevii
Lineage: Eukaryota; Fungi; Ascomycota; Pichiomycetes; Pichiales; Pichiaceae
Exons: 1
Coding region: 1-1899 (632 amino acids)
Biological process (GO): spermine transport; transmembrane transport
Cellular component (GO): fungal-type vacuole membrane
Molecular function (GO): spermine transmembrane transporter activity
Source: RefSeq, a predicted model, not a curated record